AUGUAAUGGUCAUACGCGGUGUAGCAUUUGGGUAAACAACAAACAAUUUGGUGAUCCAUGCCCGGAUACGGAAAAAUAUCUGGAUGUGGAAUUCAAAUGCUUCGAAAAACCGGAUCCUGUAAAGACAACAGUAAGUACAUCAAUGGCAACAACAUUCAAUACAGUUGCUAUUAAUCAGACAUUAUUGAUAAAUGAUUUAACGAAAUCAUCAAUAGAAAGCGAAUUUACGACGAUGAAAUUGUUAGACAAUGAUGGUAAACAGUUGUAUUGUAAUAUGAUAACGAAACGUGACAUAGACUGGCCGAAAACAGAAUUUGGCAUGACAGCUCGCGUACCAUGUCCAAUCGGUUCAACGGGUUAUGCAGAAUGGAUAUGUGGAUCAAAUGGACAAUGGGAAUUGGAUGGACCGGAUUUGUCACGUUGUAUUAGCACAUGGAGUAAAGGAUUACUUAUGGAUGCGGAAGAAGCUGAUGGUUCAUUGGAUCGAUUGGAAUUUCUACACGAAAUCCAACAACGAACACGACGUGAAUCAUUAAUUGGUGGUGAUCUAAUCACUCUUUCUAGUGCUUUAAAAUUGUUGAUUCCAACAACAAUAUAUGAUAAUGAUGCGGAUAGAUAUAUUGAAUUAAUUGUGGAAAGUAUUAAUAAUAUGAUGAAAGAAUCACAAAUAUUAGCAUGGAAUGAUUUGAAAGAUGCAAAACGACGGAUGAUAGCUGAUCAAAUGAUGAAUAUUGUGGAUCAAAUCUCUAUGACAAUUAGUACAUUAAUUACUCCUGAUACACCACGUAUUAUCAUGAAACCUAAUAUUGAUAUUGAACUUGAAAUAUCAGCUGUUCGAAUCCAUGAUUAUAUAGCUUUUCCAAGUACAAGCUUAUAUCGAACAACCGAUGAUACGGUUAACAUUCCACGAGAGGCAUUGACUUUACGCAAUAAUGCUAUCAAUGAAGCUAAAAUCCUUUAUGUGGCAUAUUCAUCAAUGGGUCAACAUUUGCUACCUGAACCACGCCAAGGUACGGAUGGCAUCAUGGUACCACGACAGAUUGCAUCAAAAAUAAUUUCCCUCUCUGUAAUUAAUAGCCAUAAUAAAAUUGAAACCAUUGAUCAUCUUCGUACACCAGUUAUUAUAACAUUUUCAACUGAGGAUCGAGUAAAUCUUUCCAUGCCACAAUGCGUAUGGUGGAAUCGUACUCGUUUACAAUGGUCAUCUUAUGGUUGUAUGGUCAAUUUGCAUAAUAAAACUCAUACAGUUUGUCAUUGCAAUCAUUUGACAUAUUUUGCUGUCCUCAUGGAUGUCCAUUAUCAAGAGCUUUCCAUUGGACAUAAUAUAGCAUUAACAUUUAUAACUUAUGCUGGUUGUACAAUAUCAAUAAUAUGUCUUUUAUUAUCACUGAUAGCAUUUCAAUGCUUUGGUACCACUGGUGGUGAUCGAAUUUUUAUUCAUAAAAAUCUUUGCUUCUCAUUAUUGAUUGCUGAAGCUAUCUUCCUUGGUGGUAUUUGGCAGACAAAAAAUUCGUUUUGCUGCAGUAUUAUAGCCGGUAUAUUACAUUAUUUCUUUCUUGCUGCAUUUUCCUGGAUGUUAUUAGAAGGUUUCGAGCUUUACUAUAUGUUGGUUGAGGUAUUCCAAUCAAAAGAUUCCAAAAAAUCAUACAUAUUAUUGUUUGGUUACGGAUUCCCAUUAUUAGUUGUCGCUGUAUCAGUAUGGUUUGAUCGAUUUAGCUACGGUACAGAACGAUACUGUUGGCUACGAUCCGAUAAUCACUUCAUUCUAGCAUUUGUUGGACCGGUAGCUAUUAUCAUGUUUUGUAAUGCAGUCUUCCUCGUGAUGACACUAUUUAUCGUAUGCAGUCAUUCCAGUAUCGGUUACACACCAUGCAAACAGGAUCGUGAUGGAUUGAAAAAUGUUCGGAAUUGGUUGAAAGGAUCAAUAGCAUUGGUUACAAUAUUAGGUCUUACUUGGACUUUUGGCUUUUUAUGGAUUGAUGAGCAAUCAAUUCUUAUGGCUUAUGCAUUUACUAUUAUGAAUUCUCUCCAAGGAUUGUUCAUAUUUCUAUUUCAUGUCGCUUUUAAUGAUCGAUUACAUAAAGAUUACCGGAAAUGGGUAAAACAUGCAUCUUGGAUACCGGAUUGCAUGCGUGAUGAUUCAAGUCAUACGUCACGUAUGAUGCCAUAUUUACCUACAAGUAACACAAGCAAAACCGGUCAAGCAGUUAGUUCUAGCUCAUCAACAGCUUCCGAGCUAUUGGUAAGUGUAAAAUUGCUUACUUAA
This is a messenger RNA of Loa loa (African eye worm), 2266 nucleotides long. RefSeq names its product depsiphilin. The annotation marks the transcript as partial. The transcript is spliced from 13 exons. Gene Ontology annotation, biological process: cell surface receptor signaling pathway; adenylate cyclase-activating G protein-coupled receptor signaling pathway. The record is from RefSeq and is a predicted model, not a curated record. Gene Ontology annotation, cellular component: membrane. NCBI's taxonomy places the organism in Eukaryota, Metazoa, Nematoda, Chromadorea, Rhabditida, Onchocercidae. Gene Ontology annotation, molecular function: carbohydrate binding; G protein-coupled receptor activity.